GGCUUUUCUCAUUGCAAAAGUCGGGGAAAAACAUUUUCCAAAUUACAAUUUGCAACCAACAAAACAACCCUAUGAAAUAAACUCAGUUGAAUAUCUACCGAGAUGGGAAUCCUCAAAAUCUGCCAGAAGUUGAGGUAUGGCGGCUUAAACCUUUCCUACAGCCAUUGCAUUUCUCUUUCUCCUAUUUCAUAUGCUACGAAUUGUACAAUUUGCUCAACUGGGUACACCUUAAUUAAUCAAUCUUACAAGCCCAAAUCUUCAAAUUAUUAUUUUUCAUCGAUUAUCUCAAAUGGGUCGAAUUCAAAUUCUCAAACAUUUAAGAAUUUGUUGGGUUCUGCUGAAUGUAGCAGACAAUUUUUGAGGUAUAAUUUCAGCUCUAAAUUGUUCUCUAGUUGUUGUAUUGAUUCCUCAGCCAAAACCGUUAGAAAUUUGGCUAAGAACGAAGCAUCAAUUGGUUUCAUAAUUGAUGUUAUUAAAGGUGAUUCCAAUGAUAUGGAAUUUAGGUUGAAUUCAAUUGGUUUGAAUCAGGAGAAGUUAAUUCUAGAGAUUUUAUGUUCCUUGAAUAUUUUGAAGGUCCCUGCAUUGCGAUUCUUUGCUUGGUUGAAAGUUGCACAUUCAAAUUAUUGUAAAAAUGCCAAUGUAUGUAGUUUGGUUGUUGCUAAUUGUGGGUUGUUGGGAGAUAGUGCUGGUAUGCUUAAACUGCUUAAAGGUUUUAGGGAUAAGCAGAUUUGCCUUAGCGAAAAGGCGUUCGGGUUUUUGCCCAUUUUGAGUACCAAUAUAGAGGCAGAUAUGAUAUCUAUUGCUGAAGUUAUAGAGAUUUUAAAUGAAGUUGGUGGGUCGUGUCGUAAUUCUGGAAUUCAUUCCUUGGUUGAGAUGCUUUGCUCUUUCAAUGCUUUAGAUUUAGCUAAAUAUGUAAUUGAGAUUUCGGAGAGGAAGGUGUCUUAUUACAAUGUUUUGAUGAAAUAUUUAUGCAUUAGAGGCGAGUUUGAAAAUGCAAGAAAUCUUUUCGAGGAGAUGAGGGGCGUAAGGUGUGACCCUGAUUGUAAAACCUAUAACUACUUCAUUAGUAGUUUGUGCAAGCAAGGAAGUAUUGAUGAAGCAUUCUCUGUUUUCCGAGAGAUGAUUAGUAAAGCCUGUUCCCCGAAUUUGAUUACUUUCGAAAUACUGAUAUAUUUCGCCUGUAGAUAUGGAAGGUCAGACCAGGCUGUUAUGUUUUAUGACCUAAUGGUUUCUAGCAAUGUUAAACCUCGUCUUUCGACUCAUUAUGCUUUCAUCAGAGGUUAUUUCAGUUCCCAACGGUUUAAGGAGGCAUAUAGGUAUGUAGUUGAUGCUUCUGCAUUUGAUAAAUGUACGGCUCAAGGAAUGUACAAUGUAUUGGCAAGCCUUCACAUAAAUGAUGGGAAUCUUUUCGUUGCUCAUAAUGUUCUUUUAGAAAUGCUUGAAAAAGGGCUUAAGCCUAAACAUUCUAUUUUUCUAAGAGCCACAAAGUGUCUCCGCAAGAUUGGGAAGGCCAAUUUUGCUGAUAAUUUAAAUGCUCUGUAUGGCAGUCGAAGUUCUGGGUGAUACCUUCCUUUUCUUCCUUUGUCUUUUCAACAUAUUAUUACUCUCUUUGUUGGACCAAUAGAGUGUUGAUUAUUGCAAAAUCUUUUGGAAAUUUCAUUGAAGGGUUCGAUUUGAAGAUGGUUUCACAGAAACUUCACUAUUGUGGUCUAUGUUGCUUAACCGCCACAAUUUUUGACAAGUACAAAUGUUGGUCCUCAAAAUCCCUAAAAGGGCAUGGCUUUGUAAUCUUACCUGUAAAAAAAACUGUACAGCAAUGUAAUUGCACUCACCCUUUUGAUAGACAUAGUAAAGUCUCAAAGCAGGCUUCACAUUUUGCUUCAUUCAUAGGAAUAUGCGGCCCUGGGGCCUCUGCCGUCCCAUGAAUUACUGCAGUUAUUCUAGUCUGAACAUGGUCUUCCAUGUACAUUUCUUUUCUGGUCAACAGGUAAGACAUGUACUCCUACCCUUCUUUUCCGUGCAUAGUUGAAUUUGGUUCCAUGAAUACUCUUCAUUAUUUUUUUUCUAGUGAGACAUAUACGUCCUUCCAACAACGGAGCAAAGUUGAUUGGCGACAGUGCGCAAUCUGUUGAAGAACUAAAAAUCUUGUGAAAAAUCUUUAGUAAUUUCUAGUUCAAGUGAACUAGGUUGGAGUUACUCUAGUGACUGUAUCCCUUGCUGCAUGAUGAACUUCGUUGAUUGGAUUUAUGUAAACUUUGUUCAAGAUACAGAAUAACUUCCUUGAAGUAGGAAUAUAUGAUAAUCCUUUUUCUAGCUUUCAUUGUUCCUUUUCUUUGGGGUUAGAUUCUAGCUUUCAUAAUUAAAUCUCCUUUAUCUUGUCCUCUUUUCAAGUAAAACUUUAUUGAAGUAGUGAUUACUGAUUAAGUUUGUGUGAUAAUACUAUUCGAGUUUGAGCCCAACCUAACCCCACUGAACUUAAGUUCAACGACACUCGAAAACUCUCAAACUGAUCAUACUUCAGUGGUCAUAGUUAAACUGACCACCAAAAUUGAGGGCUCCAGUUGUUUGCUGACCAGUGGUAAUAGCAAGUAAUACCACGUGUGUAAUAGCAAGAAUUGUUUUCUGAAAUUUCUUGAACAGUUUUCUAUUGUUACGAAAAUUGUUCUCUAAAAAUUGAGAAAAUUAUAAAAUAUUUUUCUGAAAAUAUAUUUUCUGCGGUAACUUUUCUCUCUCCUCUCCUCUCCUGAUCUCAUCCUGUACCCAAAACCCUCGCAAAUCAGUGUUCAGCGGGAGGCCAUGGCCGGAGUCCUUUUAGAAGUACAAACCAGGUUCAAUGCUUGGUUGGCUGGUUGCACACUUUGUGUCUCUACUUUACAACCUAGAUGCAUAUCAGAAAAAGGUUUCAGAAUAAUUGGGCUACAAGACAUUUCUGCCGAUGGAGUUCCCUUUGCGCUGCUUGGAGAAAUCGAAGAUUACCCAGUGACGACUUGACCUGCCCUUGCUUGGUUGAUUGGUUGAUUGGUUGAUUGGUUGUUCCUUGCUGAAUUAACCUACUCUUGCUUAUUUUAGGCUGAUAUACCCAAGUGUUGUACACUUGUUUUAUCACUUUUCUUUUUUAUUUGAUCAUCUAGUAAUCAAAAAAGACCCGAUCAUUGUUUCUCUCCACAGGUGGGUUGUGUUUAUCUGUGCCAGGUAUAAUAAGAGCUAAUAGUGGAGAAAGAUACGUGGUUGGAUGUCAUAACAUAGUCGACAAGGAGAAACUAAAUAUCGGAACACAAGUUGUUAUUGAUAUGACUGCUGAAUCUUUGUAGUGCAGAUCAAGUGAUACGCAUCAGCGCAUAUUCCUGCAUCAUAGAGUUCUUGGAGAUUCUUAUUUGAACGGCAGUAAAGAUUCGAUUGGUGAGAGAAGUCACCAUGCCUUUUGCAGUUCACAAACCCAGAGUUGAAAAUUUUGCCUUUAGGUUAUUAAAGAGGCAGCAAGCUUUGAUGGCAACAGAACCGCAGAGUCAUGUUCAGUUUUACAUGAAACAGAUUUAUGGGUGAUAACAGUCGACAUGCUGUACAAAAUAAACAGAGAGGAUUAAGCAUUCCUCUGUUUAAUGAGCACAGUUCUUCAUGGGAAACUAGAUAUUUUGCUCAUUUGGCAAACAAGAAAAGUUGAUCAUGGAACAGUAACAUAUUUGGAGAAAAUAGACUUCCUUCUAAGUAAUCUACUAGAAGCUCACAGUGUUUGGGUCAAUGAUAUUGAGAUACGAGUUCAUCUCCAGUAUGCUGGUCACCCGAUUGCCAACGACAUGCUCUAUCUUGGUGAAUCAGUUGGCCAGCGUUCUACUGAGGGAACAAGAGUAGCUGCCAGAUCAAAGGAUUCUAUAUCGUCCAAAACUUCUGAAAACAAGAAGGCAGAAGAAGAGUCCUUCACAGAUUUUACUAAAACUCCUAGGUGUACGCGCAUAUCCCAAAUUUGGCCCCUACAGGGUAAGAAUUUGUUCUUGUCGAUGAUUCUUAGGAUUUUCCUCUGAAAUGUGCUGCUAAAAGUAAUACACAAGGGAAAUUGUUUGAUGGAUAUCAAUGUUUAUAGUGGGUAUUGCUAAAAAUCUAAAACUGAUAUUAUGUAAUCAGUCACCUUUUAUGAAAAGAAAAUGCGAGUAAGAUUUUUCCA
This is a messenger RNA of Spinacia oleracea (spinach), 4159 nucleotides long. Its product is annotated as pentatricopeptide repeat-containing protein At3g53700, chloroplastic-like. The coding region runs from base 103 to 1563 and encodes 486 amino acids. NCBI's taxonomy places the organism in Eukaryota, Viridiplantae, Streptophyta, Magnoliopsida, Caryophyllales, Amaranthaceae. The record is from RefSeq and is a predicted model, not a curated record. The transcript has 5 exons. Gene Ontology annotation, molecular function: protein binding.